UUGCACGUUCUUGUGCCGCAGGACCUCAAAGUAAAGCGCCCCCGUCACCUAAUUUGUACCUCAGUCCCAUUUUCCUUCACAAGCGAUGUGAUGCCCAAGUCGAUACGUAUAUACAAAUAGAAUACUGCUUAGAUACUACUUACAGCUGCCAUUCACCACUUAGCCCCCUUUUCGGCACAGGGGUACAACUGCGGGGUACAGCUUGUUUCUGCCUUGCCGCGGCAGCGGCAUUUGAACCAUGCUAACCAAGGAAAUUAGUUUAUCAAUGCGACUGCUAGCGGGAGGUCUCCGUGCGGCAGCAGGGGGCGCGGCCGUCUCCGCAACUUCCGCCAGCAAGCUCACGCGGCGACCCUUGCCAGGCGCUUCGGCCUGGCUGCUAUUAUCUCACCAUCGUGCAACAAUGGCUCGUGGCACGAGAAGCCUGGCGAGGACAGACGGACUAGGGUCUCGGCCAUUCGCAGCUGAGCACCUCAGCGCCCCAGCUUUUGGCUUUUCGGCAUCCUCAGCUGCAGGUCUUGGAUUUGCAGUUCUCGGCCUCGGCUUUUUGUGUGGCGGCUCGGAGCCCGGCGGCAUGGCGACGGCGCUGUCCGCGGCGGCGCUGCUCAACGGCGCCCUGCUUGCACACGAGGCGGGUCACCUGGCGGCGGCGCGGGCGCUGGGCGUGGCGGUGGGCGAGUUCGCAGUCGGCGUGGGGCCGCGCGUGGCGUGGUGGCAGGGCGCCACCGGCACCACCUACUCGCUCCGCGCCUUCCCGCUCUUCGGCUAUGUCACCUUCCCCUCCGCCGCGCAGCUGGGCCCGCAGGGCUUAGCUGCGCUGCAGGCCGCCGCCGCCGCCGCCGGCCGCCGGCCGCGGGUGCUGCUGGAGUGGCUCAGCCCGGGGCGGCGGGCGGCGGUGGUGGCGGCGGGCGUGGCAGCCAACGCGCUGCUGGCGGCCGCCUUUGUGGCGUACCAGGUGGUCAGCUACGGCGAGCUGGGGGUGGUGGUCCGGCCCGGGGCGCGCGUGCGCCUGGCGGAGGGCUACGGCAGCGCGGCUGAGUCGGCGGAGCUGCUGGCGGCAGAGGCGGCGGCGGAGGGCACCGCAGCAUCGUCGUUGGAGGCGGCGGUGGGAGAGCGUCAUGCGGCGAGUGGGGCGGAGCAGGAGGCGGAGGCGGCGAAGCAGUGGCGGCGGCUGCGGGCGGGGGAUGUGGUGCUGCGGGUUGGCGGCACGGCGCUUCCAGCCGGCGGCGACAUGGAUGCAGCCAUGGUGCGUGCGCUGGAGAAGGAGGCGCUGGCGGCGGUGGCGGCGGCGGCGCGCGGCCGGGGCGGCGCCGUCGGCGCAUGCGGCGGUGCGGCGGCGACUCUGGAGGGCGUUGGAAUGGCGGUGCUGCGCACGGCGGCGCCGGAGGCGGGGGAUGAGGCGGCCGCCAGCAGGCGGGGGCGGCAGGAGGUGCUCCAGAUGGACGCAGCGGAGGUGCUCAGAUACGAGACGCUGGUGGUGGGCCCCAACUCGGCGGCCGGCUACCGGCGGCCCGGCAGCGCCACAGAGGCGGCACACAUGCUCGGCCGCGAGUACUACAGCUGGGCCAGCGUGGUGCUGCGGUCGUGGGCGGAGGCAGCCUCCGCCGCCGUGUCCUUCGCCAGGGGCGGCAGUAGCCAGGAAGCCGGGGCACCAGCAGCAGCAGCACAGGCCGGCAGUAGCAGCAGCAGCGUGAGUGGGGCGGGCGGCUCGGCGCAGAUGGUGGGGCCGCUGGGGCUGGUGGCGUCAGCGGCGGCGAUGGCUGUAGCUGCGGACCGACAGAGCCGUGCGCCGAGCUGCUACAGCUGUGAGCAGGAGGCUGCGGGGAUGGCGGCGGGCGGCGGCGCCUCUGGAUCCGGGGUUGCUGGCGCAACUGCCGAAUCCGGAUCCAUGUCGUACAGCGAGCAGCCGCCAGCGCUGUUGGAUCUCGGGAUCCAACUCAACCUUCAGUUGGCUGCGGUCAACAUGCUGCCGCUGCCGGUGCUGGACGGCGGGCAGCUGCUGCUGGUGGCGCUGGAGGCGGCGCGCGGCGGCCGCCGGCUGCCUGCGGGGGUGGAGCGGUGGGCGCUGGUCGCCAGUGCGCUGCUGGUGGGUGGCUGGGUGGCGGCUCUGAGCCUGGCAGACGUGGUGGGGCUGGCGGACAAGGCCGCGGGCCGACUGGCGGUCGCCCUGACCUCGAGCAGCAGCCCCCACGCGGCCGGGUCGCAGCAUCAGCGCCAGCUACAGCUGGCAGUUUCGGUGGGCGGCAACAGCAGCAGCAGCAGCGGCGGCAGUAGCAGCGGCAGUGGCGGUGUGCAAGGCAUCUCACGCGGCUUCGCUGCGGAUGCGGCUGCUGCCCUGGACGCCGCCACCGGGGCGUGGGCGGUGUGAGGUGCCCUUCUGUCGCGGCUUGUUUUACAAUAGCACAAGAAUGUAUAGCAUUGAAUUUUAUACACGCGCCCUUGCUUUGCGUGCAGCUGUGCCAUUUGCAGAAUACGGCUUAAUCUGAAGUCAUGAGGGGUUUAUCGUGGGGGUUUAUUAACUUGGCAGUUGAAGCAGAUAAUGUUGUUACGGCAAUGCUGCUGAAUUGCGCGUGCUGUACGGCAUCGUUGUUGGCUGUCCAAACGACUUUUGCAUUGUUUGUACGGCGUGGCAAUCAUUGCGACAUGCCGUACCACGCGCGUAGCUUUAAGCGUUGCGUAUUGGUGUACGAAAAUGGUGAACGUUGGUGCUGGGAAAUAACAGGAGGGGAUGGUAGGCAUUUGAGUGGUUCAUAGGACGCGGCACAGGUGGGUUGUGCGUGCUGAGGGACACCCGACGCGCGCUCUUGCCGACAGCGCAAGCAAUAAAGUAGCUUAGCAGGCCGAUGGACAGUCACGGAAUGAGCAGGAGCAAAAGGUUUUGCUGGUUUCCCACAGCGCCUCACGUGCUGAGCGCGGUGGGGACUGGGGUUCAGGGAUUGCGCGCCCGCUGGCACGGCGGGAGGCGCGGAGACCAUGCUCAGGUGUUGGUGUGGUGUUUCAAUGUGUCAUUCGAGCACGCCUGAAGAAAUUUUGAAGAGUGCGUGAGCUUGGAGAUGAGAGGUUGUGAGAGACUGAGAGCGCAUGGCGGAAGUGAAGAGAGCUGAAGAGUCAGGCCCUACCUUGGGCUCUACAAUGCACGUACUGGCAUGCACGCGGGUUUCGUACCGUCGUACGUAACAUGAUAUGAACGGGGCGCUGGCAGCCUCACCCCGGCCGCGGUGUGCGUGUUGAUGUGCGCCCGCAUGCCUGGCGGUCACAGGCUGCCGAACGCACAUGUAACACCAUGGCACGUCUGAGAGACUGCGCCAUUCACCAGUGCCCGAGGCAGUAGUGGCAAGGCAGAGGUGGCAACGCCGAACGGCUAAGGCGCGGCAGCUGGGGUCAGUGGGGUGUGGGCAUGCGGCUGUACACCUGUGUAGCGGUGCAUGGCUGUCGCGGCUGUACCCUUUCACAAACCCUGCGGAAAGUCCCAAGCAGUCUCCAAUGGUCAUUCCUGUGUCAUGGGGGGAGGGCGGUUUCCCUUCGGGCCGGAGAUGGUUCCCUCCUGACCUGGGUGCUGGGUACCCUUGCUUGGUCGGACUGUCCCUUCUUGUAAUGUCGCAUUCAC
Messenger RNA from Chlamydomonas reinhardtii, 3604 nucleotides. RefSeq lists its product as uncharacterized. The coding region runs from base 401 to 2365 and encodes 654 amino acids. Gene Ontology annotation, cellular component: membrane. NCBI's taxonomy places the organism in Eukaryota, Viridiplantae, Chlorophyta, Chlorophyceae, Chlamydomonadales, Chlamydomonadaceae. Gene Ontology annotation, molecular function: metalloendopeptidase activity. The record is from RefSeq and is a predicted model, not a curated record. Gene Ontology annotation, biological process: proteolysis. The transcript is spliced from 7 exons.